Molecule: messenger RNA, 1867 nt
Organism: Botrytis cinerea B05.10
Lineage: Eukaryota; Fungi; Ascomycota; Leotiomycetes; Helotiales; Sclerotiniaceae
Exons: 6
Coding region: 324-1763 (479 amino acids)
Source: RefSeq, a predicted model, not a curated record
GGAGAGUUGACGAUCUUCAUCAUUCGGCACUGACCGACGGCAACUUUAUUUGCACGGUUGGAGUAUUCGUUUGUGAAGUAUCUUCACACCCUGCUGAAAGACGACCCAAGAAAAUCCGGGGUAAUUGAGCCCGACAUCUUCUGGAUGCUCAUUGCCAUGCUACAAUACUGGGAUCAAAGUAAAAAUGCAGGUACACCGCGAGAUUGUGGUGGCGGGUGAAAGGGUGACAUAAGUAUGUGCUUGAAGCCCCAAUUUCUGGCAUUGAAAAUUCGGAUGAAACUGAGUUGGAAGCAUAUUGGAUAGAUCUCGUUAUCUUGCCGAAGAUGGCAUUAUUAAAGGAAAUUUUCUGGGUUUUGUUGCCUGCCUUUGCGCAAGCUGCCACAGUAAAUUAUGCAAUUCCAUCGACAGCAGCAGCCAGUGCAGCAAAACUUGCUCCUGCUCCUGUUGGUCUAUCUUUCGAAUUCUUUGCAUACCCAUCCUACUUUACCAAUGUUACAGCUACAAACCAAUGUUUAGCGAAUUUCAAAGAUUUGAGUGGAACAUGGCCUCCUAUUCGAAUUGGUGGUACCACACAAGAUCGUGCAACGUAUGAUGCAAAUACAAAUGCAUAUGUUGUUUACAGUGUUGCUUCAUCUGUCGAUGCACCAGCUUCAUUGACAUUUGGUCCUAAUUUUAUGAAACUUGCCUCUACAUAUCCCGGGACUGUGGUGCUAGGACUAAAUCGUGGUCAUAAUGAUAUCACAAAUACAAUUGCGGCAGCAAAAUCCGCAAAGGGUAGUAUGGGAAAUCUCAAAGCCAUUGAACUUGGUAAUGAACCAGAAUAUUAUACCAGUGAUGGCCAACCUAUCGCAUCUCCCUCAUGGACCCCUGCUAUUGAUGCCGCCUCUCAAAACAACUGGGACAUUCAAGUAGGAACAGCUCUUCAAUCCACAAAUAUAAUUCAAGCUGGAAACUCCAAUGCUUCACCACCUACAUGGGGAGCUGCUGAACUCAUCGCUAGUGGGAACGCCACUGUAAGGACUUAUGUGAAAGAUUAUGCACAUCAUAAUUAUCCAGGUGGCACUCUUCAGAGUUUGAUGAGCCACAGUGGGAUUGUUAGUAAUCUGGCACCAAUUGGAACAGAUGGUAAGGCAGCGAAUGCCGUUGGGAAGGAAUAUGUUUUGGGGGAGACAAAUUCCGUCUCCGGCGGAGGAGCUGCAACUGUCUCUCCAACUUUUGGGGCCGCCCUUUGGACCCUCGAUUACACACUUCAGGCCACAGUUUUGAACAUCACUACCAUAUAUUAUCAUCACGGAACCAUUGGCGCUUGUUACUACUGCUGGUGGGGUCGAUAUGACGCUGGUGCCCCUUACUAUGGCGCUUGGCUUGCAGCUGCAGCUUUCGCCGGAUCUUCUUAUAUCCAACAGAUCGAUUCCGGCAGUUCUAAUUACGGUAUUUACGUACUAUACAACAGUGAUAAGGCUCCAAUCAAAGCAGUAUUGAUCAACAGUGAUUGUUACGCCGGGACUGGGACAAGAGGAAGUGAGACAUUUGUUCUUGGGGGAUUGACAGCAGGUAAAGGAACAAAGGCGAAGAGGUUGACUGCGGGAAGUGCUUUGAGUAGGGUGGAUCAGGGAUCCAAUCCAUCAUUUGGAGGUCAAAUCGUCGCCAAUGGUACUUGUGUUAUUGGUGGAACGGAGACUUUUGAAACGGGAACAGUGGGAAGUACUGGCACUGCGAGCUUUACGGUUGCGGCGAGUGAGGCUUUGUUGGUUUAUUUUUGAGGGUAAGUCUGAGGUGAUAGGUAGUUGAGGGCUAAGCAAGCACGGCAAGAUGCAACAUGACAUGAUAGUCGAGUAGAAAUAAUCGAAUCAUAUUCGCAAUGACA